AUGCGUGUGCGUGCGUAUCUGGAAGGUUCACAAAAGUGUACUCGUGUUUCUGCAUCAGAAACACCUAUUUGGAAACAGAAUCUCGUAUUCAUGCUCAAGGAUAUAAGUCUACAGAAUCUGGCGACGCAACAUCUCCACAUCAAAGUGACUAGAGCUAAACGGUUCUCUGAAAAAGUGAAAGGCGAAUUUUGCUGUCCAAUGGCUGCCGUAAUUCAUUCGUCUAACAAAGCCGUUAUCUCGAAAUGGAUUGCACUUUCUGCGCCAUUCGACGAGGAAGAUGCCGAGGGUGUGCACGAGAAUGUUGGAUUCCUCAAGAUUUCCAUCGCUGUAUUCUCCAUGACGGAUAGCCCACCUAGAAUGAACGACAAUAUCGACAGUGAACAGAUCUGGAGCGGAGCUCAACUCGAAGAGUUGUCUUUACGGGUGAGGCUUUUUCGACUUCAUCAGCUUGCCGAUGAAAUACAUCAAGAGGUUGCGAACAACAAGGGAAAGCCACUUAAAUUCGCUAUUGGGGUCUCACUGGGCGCUGAAACAGCUGAAACUAGCGCUGAGGAGAAGACAAUGUAUAACAUGGGCGAAAUCGUAACCGAUGCGGUCAGUUUCAACCAGGAUCUUCUCUUACCCAUGCUAUGGCCAACCGUUAUCUCCAAGAUUAUCUUCCGUCUGUACAUGAGCAAAGGACGCGCUCGUAAAUGCCUUGGGCAGGCUUCAAUACCAAUGAGAUUGAUUUAUGAGCCAGGCAACAAGGGUUUCAUGCCGACGUAUGGACCAUGUUUCCUUAAUUUCUUCGGAUACGAGAAACUGCAGAGGUUUAAGUUGAGGAAAGGAAAGGAGAAGAGUACAGUGGAGGAAGGAGGCAGCAAGACUGUAGCCACGAUUGCUUCGUCUCGGUGGAUUGUGUGGAAUAUGUCGGCGAGUCGGUUCAGCGCACUUUCAUCGAGCAUAGCGCACUUGUACAUUCGAGAAUUUUCGAGAUCAGAAUUGGUGGGGUUAGCAUCUUGA
Molecule: messenger RNA, 1002 nt
Organism: Ostertagia ostertagi
Lineage: Eukaryota; Metazoa; Nematoda; Chromadorea; Rhabditida; Trichostrongylidae
Source: the annotation of a GenBank genome assembly